CGUGAUGACCACACAGCCGGGGCGGUGCAGAGGUGCUUUCUCCUCGGGAGGAAAAGGCCUGGCUACUUCCUGAAGCUGCUCUCGGCCAGGAAAGGCAGCAUGGAAGAAGGGGUGAUCUAUCCUCUGUCAGACUCCCCUGCUGUGAAGAUGUCCCAGCCAUCCCCAGCUGAUGAAGGCCCCACCUUCGAGCACCUCUGGAGCUCACUGGAACCAGACAGCACCUACUUUGACCUGCCUCCAGCCAACCCCAGCAGCAGCAAUGAGGUCUCCAACAGCACAGAGGUCACGAUGGACGUGUUCCAGAUGAGAGGCAUGACUGACUCGGUGAUGUCCCAGUUCAAUUUGCUGAACAACAGCAUGGAUCAGAGCAUCGGCAGCAGAGCAGCCUCCACCAGCCCCUACAGCUCCGAGCACACCUCCAAUGUCCCAACGCACUCGCCCUACUCGCAGCCCAGCUCUACCUUCGACGCCAUGUCCCCGGCCCCCGUCAUCCCCUCCAACACCGACUACCCUGGUCCCCACCACUUCGAGGUGACCUUCCAGCAAUCCAGCACCGCCAAAUCAGCCACCUGGACAUACUCCCCACUGCUGAAGAAGCUCUACUGUCAGAUUGCCAAGACAUGCCCCAUCCAGAUCAAGGUGUCCACCUCACCACCCCCGGGCACCAUCAUCCGGGCCAUGCCCGUCUACAAGAAGGCAGAGCACGUCACCGAGGUGGUGAAACGCUGCCCCAACCACGAGCUGGGCCGCGACUUCAAUGAUGGCCAGUCAGCCCCUGCCAGCCACCUCAUCCGGGUGGAAGGCAACAACCUGUCCCAGUACGUGGAUGACCCGGUGACAGGGAGGCAGAGCGUGAUGGUGCCCUAUGAGCCCCCGCAGGUGGGGACCGAGUUCACCACCAUCCUGUACAACUUCAUGUGCAACAGCAGCUGCGUGGGAGGGAUGAACAGGAGGCCCAUCCUCAUCAUCAUCACCCUGGAGACGAGAGACGGCCAGGUCCUGGGGAGGAGAUCCUUCGAGGGGCGGAUCUGUGCCUGUCCCGGCAGGGACAGGAAAGCUGACGAGGAUCAUUUCCGAGAGCAGCAAGCCCUGAACGAGAGCACGGCCAAGAACGGCAACGCCAACAAGCGCACCUUCAAGCAGAGCCCCCAGGGCAUCCCAGCACUGGGCACUGGCAUUAAGAAACGGAGGCAUGGGGAGGAGGAGAUGUACUACGUGCCUGUGCGAGGCCGGGAGAACUUUGAGAUCCUGAUGAAAAUAAAGGAGAGCCUGGAGCUGGUGGAGCUGGUCCCACAGCAGCUGGUGGAUUCCUACCGGCAGCAGCAGCAGCAGCUCCAUCAGAGGCAGAGCCAGCUGCAGACACCUUCCUCCUACGGCCCAGUCCUUUCCCCCAUGAAUAAAGUCCACGGAGGAGGAAUCAACAAGCUGCCCUCUGUGAACCAGCUGGUGGGGCAGCCUGCCCAGCAUGGCUCCAGUUCUGCGCCCAGCCUGGGCCCCAUGGGACCUGGAAUGCUGAACAGUCACUCCAUGCAGACCAAUGGAGAAAUGAACGGGGGCCACUCCUCCCAGUCCAUGGUAUCGGGGUCACACUGCACCCCCCCUCCACCCUACAACGCCGACCCCAGCCUCGUCAGUUUUUUAACAGGAUUGGGGUGUCCAAACUGCAUCGACUAUUUCACCUCACAAGGGUUACAGAAUAUUUACCACCUGCAGAACCUAUCCAUAGAGGAUCUCGCAGCACUGAAGAUCCCGGAGCAGUACCGCAUGAUCAUCUGGCGGGGUCUGCAGGAACUCAAGCAGAGCCACGACUACGGGGCCCAGCAGCUGAUCCGCUCCAGCAGCAGCAACGCCUCCACCAUCUCCAUCGGCAGCUCGGGCGAGCUGCAGCGGCAGCGGGUGAUGGAGGCCGUGCACUUCCGCGUGCGCCACACCAUCACCAUCCCCAACCGCGGCACCGCCGACGACUGGGCCGACUUCGGCUUCGACCUCCCGGACUGCAAAUCCCGCAAACAGUCCAUAAAGGAGGAGUUCACGGAGGGAGAGAUCAACUGAGGGGCUCCUGAGGUGGCAGCGAGACACAGGUGGGGUGACAAACCCCCACCACCCCUCAAAAUGUAUUUGCAGCCUUGGGCACCUGGAGAAGUUAAGGUUUGUUACAUCCAGGGGAACUGCGGGCCCUGAGCCAGGCAGGAGGUGCCUGCCUGGGGAGGAAACUGGAGGGUAAGAGGAGGAGGAAGGAAAGGAGGAGGGCAGCCGAGCCAGCUCAGCAGCCAGACAGGGAUUUCUGCCUGCCCAUGGCACAGGAGGCACUGUGUGGUUUGUGUUUUCCUGGAGCAUCCCUGCAUCCAGCAGUGUAAGGACAGCACAUUUUUGUCAUCCCUGCUCGCCAUCCGUGUUCUUCAUGGUGUCCCAAACUGAGAGGGCUUUGUCACUGCAACAGACUCAGCCCUGACGUGGCCUGUGCAGGCAUUGCCAGGGACUGGUGGAAGCCACAUCCUGCUUUUCCAUGGACUGCCAAAUGCACCCCUUCCCUCAGCCCUCUGUAGAGCCAGAAAGACACUGUUUGUCCAUUACCAAUGUGUUCUUGUACUUAAAGUUUGGUGUAUAUAAACAGAAUGUACAUACAGUAAACUCGUUGUGCUGUAAGGAGAGAGAAAGAUUUAUUUUCAUGUAAGCUAUAAAAAUUGAUACUGACUCCUGA
Messenger RNA from Serinus canaria (Common canary), 2701 nucleotides. RefSeq names its product tumor protein p73 (gene TP73). The record is from RefSeq and is a predicted model, not a curated record. Gene Ontology annotation, molecular function: RNA polymerase II cis-regulatory region sequence-specific DNA binding; DNA-binding transcription factor activity, RNA polymerase II-specific; protein binding. The transcript has 14 exons. Gene Ontology annotation, cellular component: nucleus. Gene Ontology annotation, biological process: apoptotic process; regulation of transcription by RNA polymerase II; protein tetramerization. NCBI's taxonomy places the organism in Eukaryota, Metazoa, Chordata, Aves, Passeriformes, Fringillidae. The coding region runs from base 100 to 2052 and encodes 650 amino acids.